CGUGUUGUAGUCGUGCGUCCCACCAGUUCGUCAACAGCGAGUGUCCGCGCGCCGUUGUCGUCGUCGUCGUCUUGUUCACACCGUCCACCUGGUCUUUUGGCGCGCAGUCGUGUUGUACUCUCCAUGUGUAUUACGUAACAGCGGCGGCGUUAUCACACGGUGUGCAUUAUAAUAUUAUUAUUAUUAUAGUACGGUUGACAUGUUUUGAUCCGCUGUGCAAUAAUUACAAUUGGAUCAAAAUCGUUAUUUUUGGAAAAAAAUUAAUAUGUUAUGUCUUUGCUAAAGACUCAAUUCGUAAAUGACAACGACACAGAUUUAAAAGAAAAAAAAUAUGAUGGGGAUGACCAAGACAAAUUAUACCGCAGACCAAAUGCACGCUCAUCAGUUGAAAAGUAUGACAUUGGGAAUGAUAUCCAUGAUUUUCAUCUAAGAGAUACCAUAAUGCCAGAGAAGUUGUUCAAAGUAAUCAUAAUAGGAGACCCGACUGUGGGCAAGACAGCGUUUGUCAAACGAUAUGUACAAAAAUCAUAUAGCAGAGAGUACAAGGGUACUGUUGGUGUUGAUUUCGCAUUAAAAAUUAUCAAAGUUUCCGAAACGGAAACUAUUAAAUUACAACUAUGGGAUAUAGCAGGUCAAGAGAGGUUUACGUGGAUGACCCGCGUAUACUACAAAGACGCACAUGGAUGUGUGAUUAUGUUUGAUUUGUCAAAUAAGAAUUCGUUUUUAAACACGCUAAAGUGGAAAAAAGACGUGGAUGCGAAAUGCACUCAAUUAGACGGCGGUCCCAUUCCAUGCAUGUUGUUGGGAAAUAAGUGCGAUUUGCCUCAACGUCAAAUCGAUCAAUUGGAUAUAGAGGCGUUCUAUAAAGAAAACAAUUUUAUCGGCUGGACAGAAACUUCAGCUAAAGACGGAUUGAUGGUUAACGAUUCUAUGCAGUUUUUAAUCAAUUCUAUGUUGGGACAGUACAACGACGAAACCGAUCAACCGGAACUCGUAAAACUCUCCGGUCCUAAUGCGGAGAAUAAGAAGUCGUGUUCAUUUUGUUAGCCUACGAUCAAUAUUUUAAACGUUAAGUAUAUGUUUAUACUGUAUCGUCUUUAGGCAUCGUUAUGUACAUUCGUCAUUCAUCGCUGAUUUCAACGAAUAAUUAAAAUACGAUAUUUUCGUUGAAAUUAUAUAUUAUUAAGUAUCUAUGUGUUGUAAUUAAUUUUAAGCUUCAAGACAUUUAGGUCUAAUCUAUUUGGCUGUUGUCUAUAUUAGCACCAAUAAGAUACUAUUGUAGCAAUACAAUAUUAUGUAUUAUUUUUAAAUUGCAUUAAUAUAUGAUACCUAUUUCUGUUUUUGUCAGUUAUGAUUUAAACAGUUUAAACUAUCAAGUGGGCCACUGUGUUUUCAUGUUUUCUAAUGUCGACUCUAUGUAAUAACUGGAAAACACCGUGGAUUUCAUGUUUCAUAAUAUAAACGAGUGAAUGAAUUUUACUAUGCAGAAAUUUAGAAAUCUAGAAUUUAAAAAUGUGUGUUUUAAAUUUAUAUGUUAAUGCUACAUUAUAUUAUUUUUUUUUUUUAUAAAAUUACUAUGUUGAAUUAUACUUUAAAAUACAGUACGAUUUUCCAAUAUGAUUA
Molecule: messenger RNA, 1623 nt
Organism: Rhopalosiphum padi (bird cherry-oat aphid)
Lineage: Eukaryota; Metazoa; Arthropoda; Insecta; Hemiptera; Aphididae
Product: ras-related protein Rab-7L1-like
Exons: 6
Coding region: 271-1047 (258 amino acids)
Biological process (GO): vesicle-mediated transport
Cellular component (GO): vesicle; trans-Golgi network; Golgi apparatus
Molecular function (GO): GTPase activity; GTP binding
Source: RefSeq, a predicted model, not a curated record